This is a messenger RNA of Melampsora larici-populina 98AG31, 372 nucleotides long. RefSeq lists its product as uncharacterized. The record is from RefSeq and is a predicted model, not a curated record. Bases 1 to 372 code for a protein of 123 amino acids. The transcript is spliced from 2 exons. Lineage: Eukaryota; Fungi; Basidiomycota; Pucciniomycetes; Pucciniales; Melampsoraceae.
AUGAAUUGCUUUCUCGUAUUGUCUGUCCUGUUCCUCUGUAUGAUGAGCACUUUAGCCACCUUAACACCACAGAUGAUGGUUAGAUUAAGGAAAGAUCUUAUAUGGGGUUAUCAACAAGUAGAACAUUAUCAGCUUGAGAUUGACAGUACUAUCAUAACACACACCCCGGAAGAACUGGAGCAAUUGAAAAGUUUCAAGGCGGUUUCUCAAGGGAUUGUUGACGGUCAUGAGAAGAUCUGGUUUGACAAUGGCGGUGAGGUGAUCCCCAAGUGGGAGUGGAGCCGCAGGUACAACUCAGCCGUAAUUGAUCCCAUUAACAUGACCGUUUUCCUUAGAGCCCCAGCGGCACAAGUGGGCGGGUUAGACGAUUAG